CAGGCAGUGUGGUCGUACGACAAGCUUACCGGACUCAGAAAUCAUGGCAAGGGGACUAUCGGUUUAUCGCGGGGAUAUUGCGGGGAUAUCUUUGGAACUGUCCAUUCAUCUUCCUCUUCUUUUAUUCAUCUUCAUCGUGUUGCCACAUGAUUGGCUGACUGGAUAAUUGCAUGCAUGAGCAGGUGUCCUACUAAUCUGAUUGGUGUUUGCAGCAACAAGGUUGUGGUUCCAGAGCAUAUUCAAGUUGUGCUUGGUAAGAAUGCCACGCUGAGCUGCAGGGUGCACGUGGGUGCCAACCUCAGCUUGACACAAAGCUCCUGGGAACGCAACUUGCCCAUGGGCUCUCUCACAGUGGCAGUAUUCAAUCCACAGUUCGGCAUCUCCAUAUCUGAGGAGUACAUAAAUCGCGUCCAUUUUCUCAACCCAUCAGUAGAGGAUGCCUCUAUUGUGUUGGAGGGAGUAGGCUUUGCAGAUAUUGGCUCCUAUAUUUGCAAGGUGGUCACCUUCCCACUGGGUAACUCACAGGCCUCUACAGUCAUUGACAUCAUGGUUGAACCCAAAGUAUAUGUGUUGGCGGGUCCUGAUCCUCUGGUGGAUGGUAAUGUGGAGGGUGUGGUGGCAACAUGCAUGGCUGAAAGGGCCCGUCCCCCGGCUGAUGUCUUCUGGGAGGCGGAGCUUUACGGACGCUCAGAGCAGAUCAUUCAGGAUGAACCUGAUGGCACCACCUCCACGCAGGUGGACUACAUCUGGGCACCCAGUAGCCAUGCCCUUAACCACGCCCUCACCUGUGUGGUACGCCACCCUGCCCUGGCUAUGGACUUGCGCAUCCCCUAUGUGCUGAACAUACAAUUUGCUCCAGAUGUCAUGGUUGAAGUCCAGAAUGAUGUUUGGUAUGUGGGACAAGAAAAUGCAAAGUUGGACUGCAGAGCAAAUGCCAAUCCUCCUCCUCAUCACUUCUUCUGGACCAGGAUCAACAUGCAGAUGCCUACAGGAGUUAAGAUGACAAACAGCAGUCUGGUCUUCACUCGUCCUCUGCAGAGAAAUGAUUCUGGAACGUAUAGAUGUGAGGUCCAGAACAAGGUUGGACUACAUUCUCAGGAGGUACACAUCUGGAUACAUGAGCCUCCGUCUAUGCCUUCUGUCCCUGCCACUACCACUGGAGUCAUUCCUGGCCUUUAUAGCUCAACACCCACCCACUUCCGUGCCCACUUCACCUCCCCAACGCUGGCAUCACUGCAUGAUGAUACGAUGGGCAGUGUGUUGGGCAGUGCCAUAGGAGGCACACUUGUACUGGUUCUUCUGCUGGGUAUUGCUUUGCUGUGGUACACCCGUCAGCAGCGUACAUUCCGUGGUGAUUACUACACCAAGCAGUACAUUGGGCCCUCAUAUAUGCAGAAAGAGUCCAUUGAGCUUCAUGACACCUUUAGAGAUGACUUGGCUAAUAGCAGCCAAGACCUGAAACACAAACUUAAUGGUGAUAUACCUGAUACACAGAUAUACCACAGUUACAGAAAAAACAAAGGCUGCUGGGUGAGUUAUUGCCCUGAAAACUCUAACAUUAACACAACUGGGAACACCAGCACCCCCUACCUGCAAGAGAAGAGGUACAAUAUGGCCACAGACUGUGACUAUGUGUCUCACAAGGACGGAUCUGUUAUCUCUCGUAGAGAAUGGUAUGUGUAAAUAUGUGAGAUGGUUAAUGGGAGACAAGAUUUUACAGAAUACAGUAUUCGCAAACUCUUAAAAUAAAGGAAAGAUUUUUAAAAUGUAUAUCAGGCAUAUUAAAGGCUGUAUUAUUUUCUAGCUAUUACCUCUAGGGGGUUGAUAUUGCACAGCAAAUGUCUGUGUUGUUUUGUGCUUUUAAUCCCAAGAGAGAUCAAAGGGUAGCCUGAAGCAAUGAAAACAAGUUGGAAUACUGUAUAUUGCCUCCUCUUUCCUGUGCCCUUGUUUAAAAUUUCUGAUUCAGUUUUAGUUACUUAGAGAUUCUUAUGUUUUGCGUAACAAAUACAAUGAAAAGUAAUUACAUUGUAUUGUUUGUAUGUUCUAACAGUCUGAAUAAUUUUUCCAUUGUUCAUAUUAUUGCAAAAAAUUGCAUCGUUUGUAGUUUCCCUGGACUGUAAAGAUAAUGAAAAACAUCACAGAUUUAAAGUGAAAAUCUACAUAUCGCACUCUUGUUUAAGUACACAUAUACUUUCUCUGUUUUAACUUCUUGUGUUUUCAGUUUUUAAGAAUUAGUGGGUAUAAUAUGGAAAAACUUAAUGAAUGAGUUCCUCAGCACUUGAUGUGUGUUUUAAGUUUAGAUGAUGAAAUGGAAGGUUGCAUAAACUCUAGUAAUGCUAAACAAUUGGGUCUAAAGAUAGCGUGGUUCCUCAAACUGUCCAGUUCAGGAGGCGAUAAUGUAGUGCCUCCUGAGCCUUAGUACCAAUCAGCUGCACAGGUACUGGUGGCCCGUGGCACAGAGUGUUUUUUGCCAAGCUCUGGCCAACUUGCCUUCUCAUCUGCAUGAACAAUACUGGUGAUCUACCGCAUACUGCCUGUAAGAAUUCUGUACCUAUUGUACUUGCAGUUUCGGGCAUUUAGUGGCCAGUAGAAUCUGUGCCACCAUGUUUGAGAUACAAUGCACAUUUUUCAUAGCCUCAUACAGUUUGUAAAUCACCAUGUCAGCUCCUUUAUAUUCAGCUGCAUGCAGCACUGAUUAACGUGCAGGGCUUCAUCAGCCUGAACCAUUACUGAGUCCACUGGUGUCUCUACCGUACAUGUUAUCAACCUUCUCAGUACUUCUAUAUCUGUCACUGCAGCCAGUAUAUAUGCUUUUUUCUCUGGCUGCAGCUUCAGUGUGCUUACUUACUUCAGAUAUAUGGUGGGAUAUCCCAGUCAUUCACUUUGCUGAAUAUUCCAUGAAAUGGGUUAGGCAUUCAAUCAGCUGUGUUAAAUGGAUGAUCCAUGUUCAUUAAUAUCAGACUACAGCACAUUCGCUGCUGCUGAGCUGAACUUCUCCAUUAUGUUCUGAUCAUAAGAAUGCUUCAGUGGGGGGCUAUCAGCACUCUCCUCCAGGGUGGCAUCAUUAGAGAAGCUGCAGCUAAAUUGCAGCCUUAGGACUGCAAAUUGCUAAGAACAGUUGACACUGAAGUUGCCAUCAUAACAUUGAAUUAUUUGAACAGACUUUAAGUUAAAACAAUAAUGAAUUCAGAAAUGACUCUGAUGCUCAUAAGCUCAUAAGUUCCUGUUAACACAAUUGCACUUUUUGACUAUAUAAUUAUACAGUUAGAGAAGAGAAACAAUUUAUUUAUAAUCACACUAUUCAGUAUCACCCAGAUGAGGAUGGGUUCCCUUUUGAGUUUGGUUCCUCUUAAGGUUUCUUCCUCAUGACAUCUCGGGGAGUUUUUCCUUCCCAUCGUUGCCUCUGGCUAAAUUUCAGAUUUAUAUCUGGAAUUUAUAUAUUUUUGUAAAGCUGCUUUGUGACAAUGUCCAUUGUUAAAAGCCCUAUACAAAUAAAAUUUAAUUGAAUUAGAGAAUUAGAAACAGUUACUGAGAAUAUAGUGCAUGAGGCAGCUAUAUGAAGCUUCUAUGUUCUGCACUUCAUUACUCUGUUGCAUUGUUGCUAAUAGCUCUUGCAUUUGGCCCACUGCCAACUCCUUCACUCUGCAUUCAAUCAUGCCGCAAAGGAGCUUACCAUUUUUUCCAAGAGGUUCCAUAGUAGUGUCUGCUGUUUGCUUAACUCUCAGCUGUGACUGUCCGGAAUUAGAGGAAAAAUACUAUGAAUAGUAAUCGUAUUACUCACAUGUUAGUAUUCAGAAAGCUCAACACGUCGACAUUAUGCUGCAGUAAGGGCAAGGCUCCGUAUGUGCUUGUCAAGGAUGUUCCAGAACAAUUUAAUAAUGUCAUUCAUUAUCCAAAUACAUCAGCCUGGCAGAACAAAUGAAAUUCGACACAAUAAUCCAUGUGUCUGUCUAACACACUCAAAGUUAGCAAGAAUAGUAAUGUCAGACACUCAAAGUACCAUCAUCCAAGGUUUUCAGUACAUGUACAUAUUUGAAUCAACUUUCUAAUACCUCUGCAAGAUGAAAAUGGGAAAGAGGACAAAUGUGGGGUCAUAGUCAGAAUUUGAUGAAUUUACUGUUGGUACACAGCAAGGAAAUAAGCACAUGAUAAUCCCCACUAGUUCAGAAGAAACUGUCUUGCCUGUCAGAAACAUAGGCAAGAAAAACAAUGGUAAUAUUUUAAAAGCUACUGCUUAUUUAGGUCUUACCAUCAACAGCAAGAAAACAAUAGGUUAUUCAUCUCAAGGUCAGUCAUGGGACUCAUGUAGUAGUAGUAGAUGAAACAGACCAAGACUGGCAAUAGCAGGUCUACUGGCAAUUGCAACUUGCAAGUCGGUUAGAUUCUGAUUUGUUUUUUACCUCCUCCACCCUUGCUGUCCUCUCCAUUGAUUUGCCAGCACCACUUCUAACAAAGCACAUCUGCUGCAUGUGCUGCUCAGGCUGCUUCCUAAAGACAAACCUCACAUCAAAGGUUAGGCUUUUUAAUUAAUGUUUCCCGACAUUUGCUCUCUAAACAACUUCCAUCCACUUCAGCUUCAAAUAUGUGCACGUGUUUUACUUAGAAAUUAGGAACAGCUAUUUUAACAAAAGGAUAUUUAAUUUGAAGGAGGGUCUUUUGACUAGUUCUGUAUAAAAGAAAAUCUGGUUAAUACAUAUCUAAUUUUUAAAAAAAUUAAAUACUAUUAAUUAGUUUUAUAUCUGAUUUCAAAAUGGUUUGACUUGCGUUUGUAAAAUUUAGACAUAUUUGUGUUUGACUAAUUUCUUUUUGAAAAUGUCUUUACUUAAGUUCCAGACCUACCUAGGUAAAGCAGUUACUGAAGAUGAAUGAAUAAAUGAAUGAUAGUGCAAAGGAUAGUGCAAAAAUCAUCAUACAUGUUUAGGGUAUGUUUGUGUUUGGAUGGUCUGUGCAAUUGGUGAACGUUGAAAUGUUGACGCAUCACUGGAUAUUUUGUACAAUAUAGCUGUGAAGUACUAGUCAUCCAGAUGUAGUAAAUAUUCUUGUAUAUAAAUAUCUUGGCAGGGAUUUAUGUGUCAUUGGGAUAAAUAAUAUUUUUCUAUAAAAAAACAUUUGCAGAGAACAUGAGUGCUUGCUGUUUCUUAUAUUAGUUCUUUUGAGUUGAUUUAUUACUAUGUAUGUAGUAGGGUCAUGUCUCGAUUGAAAGACAGUUAAUUUGUUUUGAGAUGCCUUCUGUUUCUAAUUUAAAAAAAAAAAAACAGGAUUGUAUUAUUUUAGUGUGUGUCCAGCAAACUUACACAACCGAGGGUAAUAAUCCGAGGGAGAUAAAAAUAUUCAGAUAUGUUUUUUUUUUUUGUUAACAACUGUUUUGAGUAUUCAUUUCAACAUAAUAAAGAACAACAGUACAGAGCAAAGAAAAACCAAACAAGCCAGGACCCACCCCUCAACCCAUCCCACCCAUGGUAGACUCCAAGGAUAUAGACAUAAACACAAAAUUGUAAAACAAAUAGAAAAUAUACAGAAGUUCAUAAAGAAGAGAGAAAUGUUGGCACAAUAUCAAAAGCAGCAUGCCAUAUAUCCAAGGUCUUAGAUUGAGCCACAUGUAUACAAGCAGUUGAGAGUUCCAUAGAUAUAAUGCUCAGUAAAUACACAGCCCAUGUCCACCUGCCCAUCAUGUGAGGAGGAUUCCAGCAAUUAAUUAACAGUUUUUCAACACUAUGAGGGCAGCCAACUAAUAAACUCCUUUGUCAGGUGGAUAAGGCAAGGUCCCAAAAUUCAUUCAGAAGGAAGAAGCGUGGAGUCAAAACUAAAUCCAUGCCCAGCAAAUAUGACAAGUCCUGUGAGAACAGGGUCCAAAAAAGGCAAAAGAGAAGGACAAUCUCAGAAGAAAUGUAGAUAUGUGUCCAGAGACCCUUGAGAGCAUAAAUUACACUUAGGAGAAGAAGCCCAGUUUAUGUACAAUCAUUUCAAAGGACUCAAAUAAACCCUAUGUAGGGUUUCCAGUGGAUCAUUACAUUUACAUUGUUGUGCGUCCAUUGAAAGGGUAGCUGCAUUACCUGACAAAAGAUGAUAGCUAUGGAAGAUAGGCAAAUGAUGGUGCCAGAUUGUAACUCGUUGUAAUUGCCUUUCAAUAAUCGCCUUCAAGGUGAGUUAUAAUAGGGCCGAAACGUAAUUUAUAUUGCCUAAGCGAAAUUCCAGAAAAAACAAGAUGCUUCAAUUCAUAAGGAGAAACAAAGUUCUCCAUGACAUUGAAACAUCAGGAUCAAACCAAACUGACACAUGGUGAAGAGUAGACGCUUAUAAUUUAAAGUUGGGGAAAGACAGACCUCCAUCCAAUCUGCUGCGCUGUAAAUUAAGCAGCUUAAUUCAAGGACGUUUUCCAUCCCAUAUAUAAUGAGAGACAAUCCAUUUAAGUUUGUUCCAAUAGCCAGCACGAACCGCACAUUCACAGACAUGCUAAAAUUGUUGCCAAAGCAAUCACAGGAAAGCAGAGCCAUAACUUUAGGCAAAGGGAUUCAAGAGUGAUUUGUAGUUUCACUCAUGAUGUGUAUGUUUGACCAUGGACAGUGGUGGAAUUCUCUGACUGUAGGAGGAAAGGUCUAGUUGAACAAAUGGGCAGCAGGUUGGCACUGCUGCUGCAGCUACCGCUAUGCUGUGACCUGUGGUGUUGUCUGUUGCUACUUUGAACGGUGGUUGUGAUUACUACUGCUCUGAACCUGAAAAUUUUUUUCUUCUUGCAAUUUAAAAACAUCUAAGAUAUUUAUGUUUUUUCUCAUCAGUCUGGGCCUUUUUUCCCCACUUUGUGCAAGUGUCUGCACCAAACUUAUAUCUGUCUUUCUAUAUUGUGUUUGUUUUUUUUAUUGAAAAUUGCCCAAUAAAAAUGCCUUUUGAUAUUAAACCUAUUAUAAAUAUAAUAGCACAUUAACCAGCUAGAAUGGCAGUAGACAAAUUUGGUGAAGACUGGACAAUAUUUGGUGGAGGAAUACCAAAAAUGUCACUUAGAUGGAAGCAUUUUGGCAUGUUACUGUAACUUUUGACCAGUAAGCGGCGCUGUAAUGAAAUUUGUUAUAUAUAUAUAUAUAUAUAUAUAUUGUCCAGGUUGGUCUGAAGAUGAUGUAUGCCAAAUUCGGUGUUGAUUAGACAUGAUUUGUAGGAGGAGUAGCAAAACAACCAUUUUUGACAAAAUCCAAGAUGGUCAACAGGAAGUAAACUUGAAUUUCAGAUGUUGGUGUCCAUUCACUUCAGCAUACUCCAGGGAAUUAUAGGAAAAAUGAUCUGUGAAUUGAGCACAAAUUCUUCAGAUAUAAGGAAAAAAUGAAAGUUGUUAUAGUUCUUGACCACAAGGUGGCACAGUCAUAAAACUUCAUGGUCCUGAAUAUAUGUAUCAAGUUUCAUGAUGAUACGUAGAUGCAUUGCUGGGAUACACCGUCACAUCCUGUUUUUUGCAUUUGCCAGCACGUUACAGGAGAACAAUUUUGAAUAUCAAAAUUCCUUUGAAAACUUUUGUUCAGACAGGUCUCAAGAUAUCACGUUUGGUGAAGAUUGGACAAAAUUUGGAGGAGAAGUAGCAAAAAUUGCAGUUAGAUGUAAAAAUUUUUAGCAUGUUAUUAUAACUUUUGACGAGAAGGUGGCAUGGAAUUUGUUGCAUAGCCUCAGGUCAGGGUUGUGAAGAUGCCAAAUGCCUGUCUUUUAAAUUUUAGACACACGGUUCAAAAGUUAUUACCAAAAACGUACUUCCAAAUUAGGCCUAAAUUUGACCCAAUAGUGGCGCUAGAGCGUUGGAAGCACUUGGCCCAAAUUUGGUCAGAAUGUUCUUUAGACCCUCUCCAAUCAGUGUACCAAAUUUCACAUCUUUUUACCAGACAGUUCUAUGAAGACCUGUGCUCCACUCUGAGAGAAAGGGUUUAAUUUAAGUAAGCCAUGUCAAGGCUAUACAACACUCAAGUAAAUUAUGAUGGCAAAGUGAAUGGAUUCAGUAUUGUAGAAAAGAUUAUGUAACUCCUGUGCCCAUUAAUGAAUUUACAAGGCAAUGGUGGACCUGUCAGAUAACCAAUGCUUGUAAUAUCAUUAGACAUCCCAAUUUUGUAGAAGUAAUUUUGUUCUAAGUGUACACAUACUUUAUGUACAACAUAAAGUAAUGUGACCUCAGUUUUUCAGGUAAAUACAGCCUUUGAAGAAACACCUUUGAAAAAUUUGUGACCUUUUGAGUCCAUUUAUAUUGCUUAAUCUGAAUAUAGAAGCUGUUGGAAUUUUGUGGGUCAUCUGUGUUAAUUCUUGCCAAAUCUUUUGCUGUUUUUUCCAGCUUUAAAUACCUUUAGUAAUUACGAGUAUCUAUGUAUGUCACUUUUGCACAGCAUACCCUCUCUGACCAUUACAGCUAAAUUUAGAGUCAUUAGGUAUAAAUCGAUAAUGUAAAUGACCUGACAAGACAUUUUGCAGCAGUGUAGUGCAAUGUUCUGUAAGCAGAUUUUCUUUUGCAUAAUUACAGAUUGUGCUGAGUGUGGUUGUUUUACUAACUUUUAGGAAGGUGCCAGCAGACACCCUGCAGUGUUUCCUAUUUUCUUCUAACCAUUAAAUGCUGCCAGUGAAUAACUGUCCAUAGAUGGCAGUAUAAAACUGCAAUUUAGAUUUACAAUGUCUGUGAUUUGAUGUUUCUGCAUGACCAAAUGUACCAACAGAAGCCACUAUUUCAUUUGAAUCAAUGCAAUGCAAUACAUAGGUUAAAUUAUAGUUAUAGCAAAAAUCUGGUCAAUAUGAAUGUCCUCACUAUUUUAAAUGCGUUACUUUAAAUAAUACAGUUAAAUGAUUAAUUACUCCUGAAUUCACACAUUAAUCCUCCUGUUUUUAUCAUUAUAUUCUAUUUAAAGAAAUAAUUCUAAAUAAUAAUCAUCAAAAAAAAUCAUAAAUACACAAGUGAUGAUACACAAGUGUUUUAAUAUUUCAAAUGUUCACUUCCCAUGUAGAUAUACGCAAUAUAAACACUUUUAUAGGCACACUUGUAACCCUACUAUUCAAUCAGCCAAUUAUGUGGCAACAACACUAUGCAUAAAAUCAUGUACAUACAGAUUAAGAGCUUCGGUUAUUGAUCACAUCAAACAUCAGAAUGGUGAAAAAUGUGAUAUCAGUGACCAUGGCAUGGUUUUUGGUGCCAUAAACAAUAAAACCAUUUGGAUUUGGAUUUUAUCUUUUAUGUUUUUGGUGCCAAAAACAUAAAAGAUAAAACAAUAAAACAAAAAAGUCCAGUGAGCGGCAGUUCUGCAGGCAGAGGUCAGAGGAGAAUGGGCUGACUGGUUUGAGCUGACAGGAAGUCUAUUCAAAUAGCCACUCCUGAGAACCGUACCAUGGCGGAGAGUUUGUAUGAUCAUUCUGAGUGGUCUCGGGAUUUCUCUUCUGUGUGGCAACUUGUCUGUGCUCACUGUGUGGAUCCAUGGCACAGUGUUCCGAGUGGUGUUGCCUGGUGGCAUUGCAGCUGUACAGGCUGUUUGAAACAUACCUGUUGUAACAGUUAAACCUGUCACAGUAGGUGCGAUUCUCUUCCAUGACAGUGGAGGACGCCAAGGAGUAAGAAUAGAGGCCUAACCUCAUUUGGAUUACUUUUAUUAUUUUUCUUUUUUUUUUACUUGGUCUAUUCAUCAUACUCUUCAACUUGGACAUCGAUCUGCCUCGGUCAACAUCUCAUCGAACACCACAGUUAAGCCAUUUGGACUGUUUAUUUUUAUUUUUUUUCAACCAUAAUACUGCAGUGAUAAACUUUGUUGCUCUAGUUCAUAGCGCUGCUUAACUACAGUGUUAAUGUGUUAUGUAUUGUUAUUUUCAUGUUGUUGGUUUAUGAUUAAUGAUUAUGUUACUUAUUAUACUGAUACAGAUUAUCUCCAUUGUUCAUAAUUCACAAAUCAUGUAAACUCAUUUGGCAAACUCUACAUUGACUCUGAAGGGGAGCAUGAGUCAGAAGGAGGUGGCUGUGGCAUGGAUGAAAUCUGUGAUGACUUUGCUUCCCCUCCAGUGCUGGAGCAACAUGGAACACUUGUUUUGGACCUGGUGGAAAAUCUCGCUCAGAGAGUUACUUCACUUGAGGGGCAGUAGGCAGAUUGUUUGAAGAAGGUAAGUGAAUGUGUUACAGAUGUUGAAGUGGAAGUCAGAUGCAGAGCUGUGGAAGAUAAAAUGGAUUAUCGCCGAAAGGGAAUGUGAAUGGGUCAGGAAGGUAUUGGAGUUAAACAUCCAGGAUCUGGGAAUAAACAUCCAGGAUCUGAGAAAGUCAUUAGUAGAUUGCCUUGCCAGACGUGAUGCCCAGAUUGAAAGAAAGCCUGUACACCCAUGAUGUCCACACAAGUGCAUUUUCCGCCAAGCUCAGUUCCCACCCCUGCAGUCUCUAAAGUGUCCAAUAAAAGUAAUCAUAUACAUAAUCCAUUACCACCCACAGACAAUAGUCCACUCAUUUCCUAGUGUCCUCUCAUUAUUAUUGCUUUCCCCAUGCUUCGGCAAGUGUCAUGAGGACAACCGUGAAUUAGGUAAAUUAGCUUGCUUGCUUCGGAGCAUGGUGAAGGAUGUAAGAGUGUUGGUGAGGAUUGGAACGCAAAUAGAGUGAGACUUUGAGGAAACCAAGCACUUUUGGAGCAGCAUUAACUCAGAGUAACAGAAGAAGAAAGCACAACACAUACGAGGCACAGCUACCCAGUCAUCUACGGCCAAUAUACAUACCAUACAGUCAGUACAGCCAGGCUCCAAGCCCAGUAAGCAAGAUUUGAAGAUGGUCUCUUUACCUGUUCUUCUGCAUGGCUGGUAUUUCCAAGCAAUGGAGGAUACUGGAAGCACUUACUCUUUGAUCGACGAAUCCUGCUGGAGGCAGUUGGAGCCAAAAGAGCGAUGGAAGUCAAGUGGAGGGCAGACCUUCAUGUUGGCCAAUGGAAACGUGCAGACCGCACUGGGGUGAUCGAACUGGGAAUGUGAGGUGCAAGGACAAGAAUUUGCAGUGACACUAUACCUGAAGAGGGACACCGAUCUAACUCUUCCUUUAAUCUUGCGAAUGGAUUUCUUGCUUUCUUUUGACAUCAUACUGGAUUUCAGAAGAGGCCAGUGCAUCUUGCCUUCAAAGUCAGAUGGUGAAGAUGAGGUAUAUACAUUCAUGCCUAGUGAAUUAUCUUCUCUUCCACAUUUACACUUCUGUCUUGCUCUGUCUUCCCUUAAAGAGUCAUUUGACACCACACAGUCAAUCCAGCAAUUGGUCCAAGCAGCUGACACAACAGAAGAGUUUAUGUCUUUGUUAGAAGGGAUAUUGAAAGAAUGGCCAACUGAUGAGAUCAGACAUACCAAAAUUGUCAAACUUUCUGUUAUCACUCACGAUGAAAAGCCUCUCAGAAAAGACCUUACUGUGUUUCCCUGGAGAAACAACAGAUCAUUGACAAGGAAAUUCAAGAGAUGCUGUCUAAACGGAUUAUAAGCCUUCAAUCUCUCCCUGGGCCUUUCCUGUAGUGCUAGUACAAAAAAGGUGUUAGUACAAGAUUCUGUGUUGACUACAUGGCUCUUAACAUGAAGACAUAUAUUGCUAACCAAUGCCCCAAAUCCAAGAGAUCUUAGAGUUGUUGCACACAGCCACAGAAUUCAGCACAGUGGACCUCAAAUGUGGUUACUGGAAAGUGAAUAUGGAACCCAAUAUUAUAUAGAAGACAGUGUUUGUAACCUCUUCAGGUCUCUGUGAAUUUCUUUGUCUUCCCUUCGCCAUUAAAAAUGCCGUAACCUCUUUCCAGCAGUUCAUGGAAUCCAUGUUGAAAGACCUCAAGGGUAAACACUGUUUCAUCUCCAGAGAUGAGGCAGAACACCUGGCAAAUCUUACCCAAGUGUUUAGCUGUCUGCAUAAAGCAGGUCUUACCUUAAACCUAAAAAAAGUGCAACCUCAACUUCCCUCACCUAUAUAGGAUAUGUUGUGUCUGGAGGAGGUGUGAAGAUGGACCCAGCCAAGGUUGGUGAGCGGUUGGUGAGUUCCCUACCCUACAGUCCCUCAAGGAUGUGCAGAGGUUUUUAGGCCUCAUGGGAUAUUACUAUCACUUUUUUCCCUGUUUUUCAGAGCAAGUGGCACCCUAGCACACAUUAAAACAAGAAGGCGCUACUUGGGCCUGGUCCAAAGACUGUGAGAAGUCUUUUAUUGACAUCAAGCAAACAUUGACUGAAGCUCCUGUUUUCAUUCCUCCUUAUUUAAGCAAACCAUUCAAAGGCCAGACAGACACCAGUGAGGUUGGUCUGGGAGCCGUGUUGACCCAGGAAACAGAGGGUAAUGAACAUGUCAUUGCAUAUGCCUCCAGAUUGUUCCGUGGUACUGAAAAAUCAUAUUCAGUGUCUGAGAAUGAAUUUUUGGCCACUGUCUGGGCUAUUGAGAAGUGGAGACCUUACCUGGAGGGACAGCAAUUCGAGGUAAUCAUGGAUCACACUGCAUUAUCUUGGGUUUUCAACCAUCCCAAACCCUCUUCCAGAUAAACACGCUGGACCAUUCAGUUGUAAGGCUUUGACUUCAUGGUAGAGUAUUGCAAAGGUCAAUGUGAUGUGGUGCCAGAUACCCUUUCAAGAAGCAUGGGUGAACCAAUGGCUCUGGGAAUGCUAGCUGUAUGUAAAGCCUCAAAAGCAUCUAUAAGUCCCAGUCACUCGUACUGAGCUAGCAGAUGCUCAACAAAGUGACCCUGAGGUUAAAGAGCUAGCUUUAAAAGCCACCUCUCAGGUAGAUCUCAACACCAACAGAAUCCAGUAUGUUGUCAAAAAUGGUUACCUGUUCCAUAAUGUGCCUCCUGACAAGCAACAAGGACAAAAGCUACAGAUGGUCAUCCCAAAGUGCCAUAGAGGAGAACUUCUGAGGUUCGCUCAUGACAGUCCAUUGAGUGGGCACUUUGGUCUUCUGAACACCCUCCUCCACUUGCUGGAAGUUGCUUACUGGCCUAGUCUUUGAAAUGUGUGGAAAUAUUGCAAAGACUGUCAGGUAUGCCAGAAAUACAAACCCUCCAACACCAAGCUGUCAGGGCAGUUGCAGUCAACUCCUGUGGUAGAGCCAGGGCACAUGCUGGGAGUGGAGCUGAUGGGACUAUUUCCCAGGAGUACUAAGCAAAAUGAAUACCUCCUAGUAGUGGUGGUCUGUUGCUCUAAAUGGGUGGAAUUGUUCCCAAUGGGGACAGUAAAACCACCUCAAGUGGCAUGAAUCCUGGUGAAGGAGAUAUUCACUCAGGGGGGUACCCCGGCCUAUCUUGUGUCAGGUCACGUGCACAGUUUACAUCCCAUCUCAUCACUGGUAUGCCAGCAAUGGGGAGCUGUUCAGAAAUUAACCACCACUUACCAUUACAUGCGAACUGUUGAAGAGGCAGGAGGAUCUGGUGCAUCAGGGAGAAUGUUGUAAGAGUUCAACUAAAGCAAUGAUGGUAGGACAACCAAAGGAGAAAGCAAGCGUUCUUCUCAGAGGGAGACUUGGUCUGGGUUAGGGCACACCCUUUGCCAAGAGCAGAGGCUAUGGGCAUAUGGCUAAACAGGCAGCUAAAUGGAAAGGUCCUGCAAGAGUUUGCAAAAGUCUCAAUAGAGAAAGGAGACCUCUUCCUUUUGGGCCUUCUCUUACUUGGCAGUAUGGCCUGGGUUAGCUAGUGCCCCUAGCAGGCCAAACAUUUAAAGGUUAAAGGACUUAUGUUCUUAUGUUUAACUAGAGUGGUCUGUUGUUCCUUUUUUGUACUUGUAUGGAGUAUGUAUUGUCUGGAGCUUGCACCACAACCCUUUUUCUUAGGUUGUAGCCUAAGAAAAGACUAAAAACCGUUGAACUGUUCUUGAGCUGUCCAGAGUGGUCUAACCUUAUGUGGAUUACUUUUUGAUUUUUCUUUUUGUUUUUUUUUUUACUUGGUCUAUUCAUCAUACUCUUCAGCUUGGACAUUCAUCAGCCUGGGUCAACAUCUCAUCGAACCCCACAGUUAAGCCAUACUUUCCAACUCUAAUACUGCAUGAUAAACUUUGUUGCUCCAGUUCAUUGCACUGCUUAACUACAGUAUUACUGUGUUAUGUAUUGUUAUUUUCAUGUUGUUGGUUUAUGAUUAAUGAUUAUAUUACUUCUUUUACUGAUACAGAUUAUCUCCUUUGUUCAUAAUUCACAAAUCAUGUACGUAUUUGAUAAUGUUGUAUGGUGGAUUUCAAUGCUAUUAAUAUGAAGGGUUUUUUUUUCACAUUCCACAGACUCUUGUGUAUGCGAC
Messenger RNA from Pangasianodon hypophthalmus (striped catfish), 14201 nucleotides. It is a transcript of the gene nectin3a, whose product is annotated as nectin cell adhesion molecule 3a. Gene Ontology annotation, cellular component: adherens junction; apical junction complex. Bases 175 to 1683 code for a protein of 502 amino acids. NCBI's taxonomy places the organism in Eukaryota, Metazoa, Chordata, Actinopteri, Siluriformes, Pangasiidae. Gene Ontology annotation, biological process: homophilic cell-cell adhesion; heterophilic cell-cell adhesion. The record is from RefSeq and is a predicted model, not a curated record. The transcript has 7 exons.